CCGCGUUUGACGUUAUCCUUUGCAAAAAUGGCACAUGUUUAUCGGCAUCGAGUGUUAUCCCACAAAUUACGUUUUCAUUUCGGUUUGUUUCAUCAUUUUAGUAUUUCAGAAAGUUACAACAGCGCAAGACAAUUAUGUUUUACUACAUGUCAUGGCAAAACGCCCACAGGAAAUUCAAAAUCGUACCCUGAAAAUGAUCCAGAAAAUGACCUUGAUUUCUUUGGUGUCGCUGAAUCCGAUAAAAAGGAUUCAAGAAAAUUCAAGAAAAUUUCUGAUUCAGAGAAAAAUUAUAUUCAUGACUUGGUUGAAAAGUAUGCAGUUCCCACCGGCCCAAAGAACAUACAACUGAAAACUUAUGGCAGCAUUCGAUAUGACCACAAAAUUCCAAAAUCUGAGCAGGCUAUGCAGCCAGCAAAACAGACAAGAAAACAAAGACGUUUAAACAGGGGAGUUGAAAUGAACCAAACUGAUUCCAGCCCAGCAUCAUUCAUUUUGCAUUAUGAAAAAGAUGUUGAAAAGACUGAGGGCAAUGUCCAAGGAAAUAAUGGUGGUAACCAUUCAUUAUCAUUACACAAAAAUGAAAAAAGCAUUAGAGAAGAUGAUCUUUCUUUAUCAAGGUCAAAAGACCAAAUGCAGUCAGAUAGAAGUCUAUCAUUUAUUGAUAAACAGUACUUCAGUUAUGAUAGUGUUGUUGAAAAGUAUGCCAAGCCCGAACAAUCACUGAAAGAAGAAAAUCAAGACAGUUAUAGUCAGUCAAGAAGUGAAACUGAUUUGUCGUUUAUUGAUGAGCAGUACUUCAAUUAUAAUGACACUGUUGGAGAUGAGAAAAUCAACUUUCAAACUUCCGGUAGUUCAGAAAAUAUUGAUGUAAAAAGGUUUGUUGGGGGAAAUGAUGUAAAACUCAAAGAAGGUAAUCAAUACAACAAAACAGAUAAAGCAGGAUUAACCAAGGAACAUGACAAUCAAGAUUUAUCGUUCAUUGAUGAACAAUACUUUAGUUACAAUAAUAGACAUGAAAAAGCCCAAAAUGCUAAAGAAAGGCUACAUGAGUCUGACAAUUUAGCAGGACAUAGAAAAAGUAGAAAACAUCGACAAGAAGUCACUGCACCAUUUGAUUCAGUGAAUUCUGAAAGGAUCUUUAAUCAAAGAGAAACAAACAGCUCUGAUAUGUCAGUUGACAAGUCAAGACAAAGAAAAGAUAAACAAAAAGACAAUCCAGAGAUGAAUCAAUUUAAGGAAAUAGUGAACGAAACUCCUUUGACAGAAAAGAAACAAACAGCAUAUGAUGUAAGUAUGAAGAUAAGAGCAGAAUCAGACAAAAAGAGAGGAAGUAACCUUGUUGGCAAGUUUGACCCCCAAACAUAUGACAGUAAGGGAUUUCGAAUACUUAAAGAUCAAGUGCCACAUUUUGAGAAUGUACCAUCUAUUGAUGUUCUUAGUGUUUUGCGAAAGAGUAUUAUUUUUGAUAGAAAUGAUAUAGUUGCUAUUAGUAAGCCUUAUGGUCUGUCAUCCCAUGAUGGACCUGGUGUGUUCCACAGUGUAGGAAAUCUAAUUGAUAGAUUAAUACCAAGAACACAGCUGUUCCCAGUCCAUAGACUUGACAAAGAAACAACUGGUGUAAUGUUGUUUGCUAAAACAGAGGAGAUGGCUAAUAGGUUGAGUGAAUGCUUUCUCCACAGGGAAAUAAAAAAGAAAUACCUAGUGAUAACAAAGAAUAUUCCUGAGAUGCAAUCUGGUGAAAUAGACAUUCCAAUAACUGAAGGAACUGUUGAGGGGAAAGUGAGAAUGUGUCUUAGACCUUAUAAUUCUCCAGAACUUAAUGCUGUUACAAAGAAAAGACAGCCUGGCACAGAGGCCAUAACUAGAUAUAGAGUUCUUGAUCAGGGAAAGAAAUGUGCUCUCCUAGAAUGCUUCCCAAUAACUGGCAAAAAGCAUCAAAUCAGAGUACACCUUGCCCUUGGAUUAAACUGUCCAAUACUUGGGGAUCAUAAAUAUUCCCAUAUCAACAAAAUUGCACCAAUGAAACUUCAUCCAGAAAUCCUAGAAAGACUGAAGAUUCAACAAAGUAAAGUGCGAUAUUUGGCCAUGCAUUUACAUGCCAGGUCAAUCAUGAUCCCAGAGUUUUUGAAUGGGAGAAACCUGUUUAUUUCAGCACCUCUUCCACCUCAUUUUGUCAGAAAUAUGAAAGAUUUAAAAUUGAAUCUACCUCCACAUUGCUAGAUACAUUCAAAAAACUUUUGUACCAAAUUAUGUUGUUACAUU
Molecule: messenger RNA, 2262 nt
Organism: Mercenaria mercenaria
Lineage: Eukaryota; Metazoa; Mollusca; Bivalvia; Venerida; Veneridae
Exons: 1
Coding region: 28-2220 (730 amino acids)
Biological process (GO): pseudouridine synthesis
Molecular function (GO): pseudouridine synthase activity; RNA binding
Source: RefSeq, a predicted model, not a curated record